Messenger RNA from Phaeoacremonium minimum UCRPA7, 294 nucleotides. Its product is annotated as putative snare complex subunit protein. The coding region runs from base 1 to 294 and encodes 97 amino acids. The record is from RefSeq and is a predicted model, not a curated record. Lineage: Eukaryota; Fungi; Ascomycota; Sordariomycetes; Togniniales; Togniniaceae. Gene Ontology annotation, biological process: intra-Golgi vesicle-mediated transport. The transcript has 2 exons.
AUGUCCGAAGCGUACGAGCGCGAGCGCCAGAACAACUCGCGCCUGGACGAGCUGUCGGCCAAGGUCUCUGCGCUGCGAGGCGUGACCAUUGACAUCUACGACAAUGCGCGGGAGCAAGGCGUUAUCGACUCGACGUCCGACACCUUUUCCUCAAUGACGACGCAAAUCAAAGGUUCCGCUGGCAGGCUAGGACGCAUGGCAGCGUCUGGGAACAAGGUCGCGAUAUUCAAGCUGUCUGCCAUUAUCGUCGGUGUAUUCAUCGCCCUAUAUUACAUCUCGAAGCUGUUCUUUUAA